AUGAACUGGAACAAGACCUGUUCGUUGGGUCUCUUAGUUCUCGGCUGUAUGCUCGACAAUGAGUCAUCGGAACGAAAUGGCGAGGAUGGAGAUGACUUACCGGAGGCAUCCCGGCGGAGAUGGCGUCGGAGAAUGGCGACGGUGGCAGUGAGCGGGGAUGUAGGUGAGUGGCGGAGCUCCGACGGCCUCUUCCCGCCUGGUUUUAGCUUCCGUUUGACGGGAACGAUGAUUUGGAGAGAUAUGGGGGGCCGGAACUUAUCAGCAGCAGCAGGUGAGCUGUGGCAGUCGACUGUAGCUCCAACUUUCGUUUUCUUGCUGCUCGGAUGA
Messenger RNA from Lactuca virosa, 327 nucleotides. NCBI's taxonomy places the organism in Eukaryota, Viridiplantae, Streptophyta, Magnoliopsida, Asterales, Asteraceae. The record is from the annotation of a GenBank genome assembly.